GGAAAGUUGGACACGGACAGUCUAGCAAAGUUUCUCUUCACUCCUCUGAAGGAGCCUCGAGAAAAAAGGGGGUCGGGAGAAUCCGCCGUGGAUUUACACUUGAAGCGCCCGAAACGAUUUCAGUUCGGGUCAAGGAUAUACUUUCUGGAUUAAUGUGGUCGUAACUUUGUGGAUUUAUCAAUAGUUGAAGUGGCCGAGGUGUAUCAGGUGGAGUGAACCAUGUGGCUUUUCUGCUCCGGUCUGGCUCUGCUGGCCCUAAGCCUCGGAUCAUGUGACACACUGACAUCAGCGGAAGGUACACAAUGCCCUUCUUUGCAAGUGGAUGACUGGAAGUUCCCUCAGACGGCCAGGCACAACAUCACAGGCUUCAAUCUGGUGCGCCGAUUCUCCUUGCUGAAGAGUUCAGAUGUCAAGAAGAUCCGAAAUCCUCGUGGACCCGUCAUCCUCCGUCUGGGCAAGACUGCACUCCUACGCCCUACUGAUCAGGUGUUCCCUCACAGCUUACCUGAGGAGUUCACUCUGGUCUUCACCUUGGUCUUGAAGAAGGCAGCCUUGAGAGACACCCUCUACCUUCUUCAGAUCUCUGACCAGCAGGGAUAUCCACAGUUCUCCCUAGACCUCAAUGGCCCAGAGGGUACCCUGUCCCUGCGAGCCAGAGGGGAAGAUGCCACAGCUGACCCGGUGGGUUGCGUUUUCAGUGGGGAGGGUGUAGAGUCCCUUCUGGACCUGCGCUGGCAUAAGCUGGCCCUCAGUAUCCAACGCAAGGCCGCCUCGCUCCAUGUGGACUGCAGCUCCAUAGAAACUAAGCCCCUAGACCCCCGUGGAGAGCUACCCACUGACGGACACACCCUGCUGGCCAUCCGGGCUGCUGAUGCUGGGCCUGUGCAGAUGGAUAUCCAGCAGGCGAUGCUGUACUGUGACCCAUCGUUGGCCAUUCAGGAGGCGUGCUGUGAGAUACCAGGAGCUCGGUGUCCACCAGAUGCUCCCAAGAGUCGUCGCGCUGCCGAGAAUGACCUGGCAGACAACACAUUUAAUCAGGAGAUUUUUGCAUCCAAGGAUCUGGCAGAGAAAUGUGCUGGUUGUGUUCUUCUCAGUGGGGAACAAAAUUUAGUGAAUCCUGGUGGAUACCUCGGACAGCUCGGACUGAAAGGGGAGAAGGGCGACCGAGGCGCUGACUGUUCUGGCUCUCAUUCAGGUCCAUGCUCAGAGGGAUCCAAGGGCCAGAAGGGAGAGAAAGGCGAGUCGGCCCUACCUGCCAACUGGGGAGAAGCAGUGGGGCACAAGGGAGAAAAAGGACAGAAGGGCGAGCUUGGUACACAAGGUCUUACUGGAACUCCGGGGAAGGAUGGCAGAGCAGGGUCCAUCUGUGUGGUCGGCCCCAAGGGGCAAAAGGGUUCCUCCGGUGGGGUGGGUCCAGAAGGGUUGGCAGGAGAACCAGGGAAGCCAGGACCACCAGGAUUGCCAGGAGUCGGCCAACCAGGCCCACCAGGCCCUCCUGGUGGACCAUCUGGUGCAAAGGGAGACAAAGGGGACUCUGGGUUUCCAGGGGAAGAUGGAUUGCAAGGAGAUCCAGGACCGAGAGGACCAGGAGGGCCUAAAGGAGAGAAGGGGGAUCCGUGUGAAGUGUGUCCUGUGCUGCCUGCAGAUUUAGGGAACACGGUGGCUUUGCAAGGGAAGCCUGGUCCCAAAGGAGAUCCCGGCCUACCUGGUAUAGGAGAGAGAGGACUGCCUGGGGUUCAAGGUGCAGAUGGCACGGCGGGACAGAGGGGAGAACCAGGAUCAGAGGGCACCAAAGGAGAGAAGGGAGAGCCCUGUGCUGUGUGCCCCAGCCUUGGAGAGCUCCCACCUAACCUGGUCCCCAUGGCCCAGACCCUGCAGCAGAAGGGGGAGAAAGGAGAACCUGGCAUGGGACAGAAAGGGGAGCAGGGGGAGCCAGGACACGUAGGACUAGCCGGCUUCAAAGGAGAGAAGGGUAACGCAGGGAGCAAAGGGCCUAAUGGAAAAACCGGCAAAGCCGGGCCAAGAGGACCCAGUGGCAAGGAUGGACAGAAGGGAGCAAAGGGAGAACUAGGCCUGCCUGGUCUUGGCCUUCCUGGCCUCAAGGGUGAGAGGGGCGAGUGCGGUGUUUGCCAGCCGUCUGAGGUUGGCAGUGUACCCGCUAGUAUCAAAAUGCCUGAGGGAACAGCUGGCAACCCAGGCACACCGGGUCCUCCAGGACCUGCAGGACCUCCUGGGCCUCCGGGUCUUGGUGCUGACGGCAAACAGGGUCUACCAGGUCUUCCUGGUGCAAAAGGGGGAAAAGGAGACCAGGGAGAGCCAGGAGAAAAAGGAUUGGACGGAACCUCUGGAGCCCCAGGAUUGCCUGGAGAGGCGGGACAGGAUGGACUAAUGGGUUUGAAGGGAGAAAAGGGUGAUGCUUGUACCAGCUGUCCAUCUGUGAGCACAGCAGUGGGUGAUGGUGUAGUUGUGCCAGGGCCCAAAGGAGAGAGGGGUGACCCUGGUCCUCCAGGAGAGGGGAAGGCUGGCAAGCAUGGGAAACCAGGCUUACCCGGUGUGCAGGGACCUCCAGGUCCCAAAGGGAGUCGGGGAGAACCUGGAGAAGCAGGAGUUGGCCUACUAGGACCACAGGGUGAAGAGGGACCAAGAGGGCUCCCAGGAGUAGUAGGACCUCCAGGUGACGGGGGGUUACCGGGACCUACUGGACCUGCAGGGGUGAAGGGCCCCAGAGGAGAUGUUGGGCCUCCAGGGCCACAGGGGCUGAUGGGCAUUGGUGUGGCAGGGCCCCAGGGUGCAGACGGUGCCCCAGGCUCCAUAGGCUUGCCAGGAGCUGACGGUAGACCUGGACAUGAUGGAGCCAAGGGAGACAAGGGCGAACCUGGAGAAUGCAACUGUAUUACGCCAUCGUACAUAGGCACGGGGGGACCGGGAGCUCCAGGAACUGUUGGAGGAAACACGUGGCAGGCCGGGCCUCAGGGACCCCCAGGACCCCCCGGCCCCCCUGGUCCCCCAGGGCCUCAGGGCGGUACUGGAGUCCAAGGACCGCAGAAUCCUGUUGAGCAGCACCAGCUUCUGCCCCAAGACUCUGCCAGAGGAGACGAAGAUGAGGAGUGUGAAGGGGGCUGCUCCCAGGGUUUGCCUGGGGUUCCAGGCAUGGCUGGUGCCAAGGGAGAAAAGGGAGACCAGGGUAAACCUGGCGUAGACCCCUCAGACAACUGCAACGGGUGCUUGGAGAAACUGCAGAGGGAACAACAAGCAACAGAAGUGCCGAAUAAUGACCGACAGUGCACUGGGGUACCAGGACACCCAGGUUUGCCAGGAUCCCCAGGGAUAAAGGGAGAGUCGGGUUCUCCUGGCCAGAGAGGUCAAGCAGGACAGCCAGGACUCAUGGGUCCUCCCGGUUUCCCUGGUCCUCAGGGACCAUCUGGUUUACCUGGUCAGCAGGGUGAGCGAGGUUUGCCUGGACUCGCAGGGCUGAAGGGUGAACAGGGGCCUCCUGGCAUCUCCGGGUACCCAGGAUCCAUGGGACCGCCUGGACUGCCCGGACUGAAGGGUGAGCGUGGGAGCCCAGGAAACAUUGGUCAGAAGGGAGAAUCGGGUCCCCCUGGGAACCCAGGAUACCAAGGGCAGGCAGGCAUGCCGGGAAUUAAAGGAGACACAGGCCCAGCAGGACCUCAUGGCCUCAAAGGUGAUAAGGGUUUCCAAGGACAACCAGGUUUUCCAGGAUCACCAGGUCAACCAGGUCCCCCUGGUAAAACCGGAAGAGAAGGGCCCCCUGGGCCCAAAGCUGAAAAGGGCAACGACGGGGUCCAAGGUCCUUCAGGGCCAUCCGGACCACCAGGGUCCCCUGGGUCUCCAGGACUGAUGGGGCCUCCUGGCAUUGAAGGAAUUGACGGAAAGGAUGGGAAACCCGGCAUGAGGGGAGAGGCUGGCCCUCCAGGGCCUGCAGGACCGAGAGGAAUCCCAGGUUUCAAAGGGAAGACUGGCCAUGCUGGCUUCCCGGGACAGAAGGGUGAUAUUGGGCCUGUGGGUCCACCUGGACCAGCGGGCAGACCGGGAUCAGAGGGCGACCCUGGCACCCCAGGAACCCAGGGAAGACCUGGACCCCCUGGACACAUUGGUCCCACAGGACCAGCCGGACCCCCAGGACCUGCUGGCCCCUCAGGAGUGGGUAUAAAAGGAGAUACAGGUCAAGCUGGAGAAAGGGGUCUUCCGGGGAUGGUGGGCCCGCCGGGACCACCUGGACACCCAGGGCCAAUGGGAGAUCCGGGUAGCGACGGAGCCGCUGGUAAAGAUGGAGCAGCAGGUAUACCAGGAGAAAAUGGGCAGGCAGGUCAAAAGGGUGAGCCAGGAGCACCAGGCCAGCGGGGGUCUCAAGGGGAGAGAGGCAGACCAGGACUCCCAGGAGGUGGAGGCUACCAUGGCAAGGAUGCUCAGCCCAUGAUUGGCCCAGCUGGACCCAGAGGGGAGAGGGGAAACUCUGGCUCACCUGGCCCUGCUGGGACCCCUGGACCUCCAGGGUUACCUGGACAUGAUGCUGUGGUCAAUUAUGAUGAAGUGAAGAACUUCAUCCGACAGCAGGUCAUCAAGAUCUUUGAUGAGAGAAUGGCCUACUAUAUGUCCCGCAUGCAGAUGCCAGUAGAGAUGGUGGCAUCCCCCGGUCGGCCCGGGCCCCCGGGGAAGGAUGGAGUCCCAGGUAGACAGGGUGCGACAGGUGCACCUGGUGUCCCGGGACAGAUAGGCCGUGAGGGUCGACCAGGAGCCCAAGGACCCCCAGGAGUACGAGGACCCUCUGGAGAGAAAGGAGAAAAAGGUGUUGGAGAAAUGGGAGAUGUGGGACCUCCGGGAGCUCCAGGCAUCCCAGGCCCUCCAGGCUAUGGUAAAAUGGGACCCCCAGGAUCUGUCGGCCAGCAGGGUGUGCCUGGGAUCCCAGGCCCUCCUGGACCACCUGGCUCAAAGGGACAUGAUGGCCGGUGUAAUCCUGGUGACUGUAUGAGUCAUCAAGUGGAGUAUAGCCCCAAGGGCCCACCUAUCAAGGGCCCCUGGUAGUAGGAUAGAGGGAUGGAGGGGAAGAGGGGAAUGAAUCAGAGACUCAAGGAGAAGAUAAAAAGUUAAAGCCAAAGGCCAAAACCAGUUCCUUAAGUCAGUCCACAAGAUCAGAUACUGGAGCACCACUCAAAACUGGAUAGGUCAGAUCUAUUCUCACAGCUACCUACUGCCGUUCCUCAGCAGAAUCUCUGCAUCCAUAGCCAAGACCUUACUGAGACUGAUGUCGACACAGUGACACCUGUAACAUGCUGGUACCACAUCGGCUCAUUUCCUAAAAACCCACCAAAUCACUGCCAUAUCCGGUGCCCUAAUUUUGGUUCUGACACCGAUAUUCCUAAGCCUGAAUUUGUAAUUGUUUUUAACGACCCUGGCUGAAUUGCAAGAAACACAAACUAUUUCUUCUUUGUGACAAAUUUUGUCCUCUUUUGCGUUUUUAUUUUCUCUUUCUAAAGCCAAGAAAGACAAUGCACGCAUUUAUUGCAGCACUUUGCUUCCACCACUCUUAAUAUUUCAUUCUUUCUACACAGUCUCAUUCUGGGUCCAACUGUUGCAAUUGCAAUGUUCUGUUUCUCAGCUUGAGGUGUAAUACAUAUUUAGUUUGAUUUGUUUUUGGUUUUUUUUAUAUCCCUUGGAAUAUUUUUUUUUCUUUUUUGAAAGUGCGACAUCAAAAACCUGUAUUCAUACCCUCUUUCUUAGAACUCCUGUUUUGUACAUAUUCAUAUUUAUAUAUAGUGGCUUUUUUAUACAUUUUUAAUGAUUUUAAAAAGGCUAAAAAAUUGAAUUGCCUCUUGCGUUGCAGUCGGUGGUUAUAUACCAACAAAGUUGUCAAAGGGAGAUUUAUCUAAGGUCUAUAAGCUUUCAAAGUGGAAUAAUUUGUUCAGAAAAAGACAAAUUAUUUAUGAGAGAAAAUUGCUUUUGUGUGUGAAAGCAUAUUGGGUUUUGUAAUUAUGUUGCUGAAACUCAUUAUCGUGUGUCAUUUCUACUCCAGUCUUCAUUGUAAAUGCAGCCAUUUUAAAACAUCUCAUCUCCAACUGUAUUGUAAAGUAGCUGUCUUCGCCAUCUGCCUGCAUCACCAGUACUUGUUUAGCAAAAUUUAGACUUGAAUUGAGCCCAUUCUGCACUUGUACUGUAUUGCAAUAUGCUGUCAUCAUUAAACUUUUCCGAUCCCAUCAAGUAAUACCAUCAAAGCCCUUUAAAGCCAUAAAAAACAUUGUUUACACACAUUUUCCUUUUAUUUAAUCUUUUUUUUUCCUGUCUGGAGCCAUAUGGAGUUUUAAAGCUUAAUCUGUUACCAUCUCUGGGCUUAACUAAUGCUAGCUGUAAAGGACCACUUGUUUACACCCAUGAGCUGUGCUCAGAUCCAGUUUCUCAUAUGUGAAAAGUUAUCCUGUGCAGAUACUUGCCCAGUCAUGCAACCCUCUGACCGAACUUGUACUCACCAAAGAGGCCGUGGUCCUGUAGCUGUUCUCCUCAUUCUUAGUUGCUGUUAAACAUUGAAAUAGCAACACUGCUGCCCAUCCACGAUGUGACCUGUGUAUGUAUUGCUGUGCAGCUGACAGUCAGUUACCAUCAUGCAACCAUGUAUGUUGUUCUAUGAAACAUUUCAGGAAGAAAAAAAAAGAAAGAAUUAUGCAA
Messenger RNA from Lampris incognitus (smalleye Pacific opah), 6681 nucleotides. RefSeq names its product collagen, type XVI, alpha 1 (gene col16a1). Lineage: Eukaryota; Metazoa; Chordata; Actinopteri; Lampriformes; Lampridae. Bases 220 to 5046 code for a protein of 1608 amino acids. The record is from RefSeq and is a predicted model, not a curated record. The transcript has 70 exons.